ACAGUACGUCGAUAGUAAAUGCUGUAUAAGUGUGGGUGAGACUUACUCACACUUAUACAACAUUUACUAUCGACGAAUGUAAACAACGACAUGAGACAACCAAAAUGGCUGACGUCGAUCAUACCCAUUAUACAGUACCUUAAUUUCGCGAAACGACUUUUUUGGGAGUUGAUAAGGGAGUGAAAUUGUUGUAUUCAUUUAGUAUUGUAGUGUUUGUUGCAUUAAAUGUGCGAGUUAGUCGUCAAAUUUCGCGUAUAAUUCAACUAACAAUUGUUUAUCGCGUACGGUUACGAUGUCGUGGACGGAAUUUAAAUGCAUCUCGUGACGUUAACGGUAAACGGGUUACUUAAGCUGCAUACGAUGCUACGAUACUCGAUUCGAGUUAUUAUCUCAACAAUGUGAUAUACCUUGAAGAUAUGAACGUACUAAUUUAGAUACGCUAAUUAUGUCUGGAUACGGUAGAUCUGGAAUACUAGAAACGUACGUCCGUACGUCAUGGUACCGAGUGUUUGUCACGUUAGAAGACGAAUACUUACGCAUAACAUUGGACGAAAGCUACGAAAACUCGACCGCACUAAAUGGCACGCUGAAUAGCAAGAAUUCCUCAUCCUUCGAAACGACCACAUUUCUAGACGCCGUAGAUGUACCGGAGACGGUCGCUAAUCAAAAACGUAUCGUACGGGUAGUGAAAUCCGACAACAACGGAUUGGGUAUAUCGAUAAAAGGUGGCAGAGAGAAUAAAAUGCCUAUUUUGAUAUCGAAGAUAUUCAAAGGCAUGGCUGCCGAUCAAACCGAACAGCUUUACGUCGGCGACGCUAUACUUUCAGUGAACGGAGAAGAUCUGCGAGAAUCUACUCACGACGAAGCUGUCAAAGCUCUCAAAAGAGCCGAUAAAGUAGUCGAAUUAGAAGUUGUGACCUCGUUCUAUGUUACAGUCAAAUAUCUACGCGAGGUAACGCCGUACUUUCGUAAAGCCAGUAUUAUCUCGGAGGUUGGAUGGGAGCUUCAGAGAGGAUUCUUGUCUACCGUACCGCCGCAUCCGCAUUCUCCUCAGAGAGCAGAUACUCGAUAUUUACCGUUGCAACUUUGUUAUCUAGUUCGUAAUUUUAAACAUUGUGAUCAUGAAAACCGUACGUUCGAAUUACAUUCCCCGGAUGGAGUUCAUAGCUGUAUAUUGCGAGCUGCCGACGCCGACGAAGCGGUUUCAUGGUUCAAUUCGUUACAUUCCGCGCUAUAUGUGUUAACGGUAAAGGCGCUCAAAGAAGCUAACAACGUGCUUUCGCCGACCUUAAUCGGCGGCGAAUUACACCGCAUUGGUUGGCUAUCGACGAGAAAACAAAGACUGAAUUACAGCGUCGAGAACGGAAGAGCCGACUCGGAUAGCAGCGAAGAUGGCAACGAUAAAUGGCAAUCUGUUUUCGGAGCGGUCACCGAUCGCGAAUUAAGAUUGUACGAGUCUGCUCCCUGGAGUCCGGAAGCUUGGAGUGCUCCGGUCGAAUUAUGCCCGUUGAUUGCCACCAGAUUAGUCAAUUCUUCCCGUCAAACCGAUCUGAUCACAUUUAGCGUUCGAUGUGGCACAUCGGAAGGUGUAGUGACCCAUCAUUUGAAAGUUGAAACCCACAGAGACUUGGCAAAUUGGGCUAGAACUAUUGUACAAGGAUGCCAUGCCAGUGUAAUGUUGCAACGUGAAAUUAGCAUGAGAUGUAUGUGGCGAGGUAAACCAGCUCAGCUUUUACUGCACUACGAAAACGGUUUCGUUUUGCUGGAAUCUGCAACUGGAUCGGUGGGUCGUGAACCGAAAGUGUUAUGGGCUUAUCCGUUUGAGAAACUACGUAUGUCUGCUGACGAUGGCCAUCGAAUCUUGUGGAUUGGUUUUAUGAACGAAGAUGUGGAAAUUGAAUUAGAUCUGGAGUGUUGUCCGAAGCCGUUUGUAUUCAUCCUUCAUAACUUCCUGUCAGCCAAGAUCCACAGAUUGGGAUUGUACGCUUAAGGAAGACUCGUCUAUCAAUUCUUAAAUGUACUAUUUGUUUUCGCCAUCGAUUUAUUGCAUGUAACUAAUUCGUUGUAGUAGUAUUUCGGUACUCGUUUUAUUUGGUAGUAAUUCUUGUCGUUUUUCUUUACAUUUCUUUCUUUUUAUACUCUUUUCCGCGCAAUUCUGUGAUGUUAGUCGGAAUUUUUAACUAUACAGGUGUGAACUUGUAAUAUAUAAACAGGCCUAAUGUUUGCAUUUUGUAUAAUUUAUACGACGCUGCUGUGUGAAUGUGUGAGUUGAUAGUCUAAAAUAAAACGUACGUGUAGAUAAGGAAUAAGAAAAUGUUCAAGUGGUGUCGUACUUAUAAAAUUGUUGAAAUUCGCGGAAUUGGAAUUCGUGUCAACAGCAACACACACACACAUACGAUUCGUUUUGAAAAUGAUCGUAUAGCUCAAGUGGUUCAAUUGGUUUCGAUGUUUUUUCUGUUUUUAUUAUUUGAUUUUCAUUUUUUUUAUACUCAUCGUUUGUUACGUAAUUAAAUUAUAUUGUACGUGUAUUUGUGUAGCAAAGUAAGCAAUAUUAUUGUGUAAUUUACCUAUAAUUACGACUUAUGUGUAUUGUGUAUAAACCUUCUUGGAUUUUGUAAAUAAUCGUUGUUCUUAAGUAAGAAAAAAAUGUUCCUGUUGAAAAGUAUAGCGCACAACGAUGUACUAUUAUUCUUUUUAUUAUAUUUGUACAUAGUUUGUAAAUUGUUCGUUCGAACGUUUAUCUUACGUUCUCGAAGAUUAUGUUUUAUUUAUUAUUUUUGUUGACUUUUCUUUCAUGUAUUGUGUUUUAAGAGUUGUACGAGAAGAGAAGAUAAACUAUAUAAAGUGGUUGGCCAGUGUAUCUCGUAAUGGGAUUUUUUUUUAUUCUUUUAAAAUAUACAUAACGUGGUGUUCUGCAUAAAUAUAGUUGAAAAUGUAUCGUAAAUUAUUAUUGCUGUCGCGCGAGAUAAUCAAGCUGAAAAUUUUUUCGAAAAUUUCAAAACUAGUCAAAAUAAUAUUAAACGGAAAGCAAACGCAAGUGGAUCUGCUAUUUAAAAAAAAAUUAAUAUAAACAUUGCAAUAACACGUGUAUUUGAUUUGUUAAUUUACUUUUACCAUUUAUAUUCUUGUUGUUUUAUUUUUUAAAAUGGUUUUUGGAUUGAUUGAUUUAUUGUAAUGUUUUUAAGAAAAACAACUUUUUUAAAAGUUUUCAUCACUUUUUAUCUUUUAUUAAUUAUGUUUUCAAAUAUAUGAAUGUAUAGAAUAUUUCAAAA
Messenger RNA from Planococcus citri (citrus mealybug), 3272 nucleotides. It is a transcript of the gene Syn1, whose product is annotated as Syntrophin-like 1. Lineage: Eukaryota; Metazoa; Arthropoda; Insecta; Hemiptera; Pseudococcidae. Gene Ontology annotation, cellular component: dystrophin-associated glycoprotein complex; intracellular anatomical structure. Bases 446 to 1990 code for a protein of 514 amino acids. The transcript has 7 exons. The record is from RefSeq and is a predicted model, not a curated record. Gene Ontology annotation, molecular function: structural molecule activity; protein binding.